Messenger RNA from Actinia tenebrosa (Australian red waratah sea anemone), 858 nucleotides. Its product is annotated as receptor-type tyrosine-protein phosphatase alpha-like. The record is from RefSeq and is a predicted model, not a curated record. NCBI's taxonomy places the organism in Eukaryota, Metazoa, Cnidaria, Anthozoa, Actiniaria, Actiniidae.
GUCAAAUGAUGUUGAAAAUGGAAGAUUUAACUAGAUCCUUCUUGUAUGCAGUGAUUUCUUUCUCACUCCUUUCAUUUGCAACCGGAGAUGUCAGGUUUACUCGUUCUCCUCCCUCGAAGAUCUUUGCCAUCGAAGAUAAUACUACUAAAUUGAACUGGGAAUACUAUGUGAGUGACAAGACAACAGAUUUUGCCCUCAAGUCACCAAUAUGGGAAUAUUCCAAUGAUAAUGGAAAAAAUUGGAUAGAAAUUGCGAACGAAGCAAUCGCCAGGUCUUGGAAUUGGACUGUUUCUGCCUCAUGUCCUCCAAGUUUAAAACCUCGGCUGAAGAAAUUAUACAAUGCUACGAUCCAGAUUGUAAAUGUUACCUUCAACGACACUGGAACAUAUAGGUGUAGACUCAUGUUAUCUUCUGGCACCUCGAUUCCCAGAACGACAAUACUGAAUGUCACUUCUAAAGGGCAAACGAAGGUUCCUUCCACAGUUACUACAGGAGGUGGAGAUGGUACUGAAAGUGGAAGUGAAGAUGGAAAUAGAACAACGGCAACAUCUACUCCAUCUUCAGAACCACCGUGUGAUACAACAUGUAUUGUUAUCAUUAUUGUAGUUAUCGUCAUUUUGAUUUUGGUCAUUAUUGUGGCCGUUUACUGUUAUAAAAAGAAACAAAAAUUAAGGUUAGAAAGAGCACGAGAGGGAAACGAAAGCAAGAAGGGCAGCCUGAACUGACUUAUGUUUUAGGACUUUGGUUGUCAAAAAUUAGCAACUUGCACCUUUCUUAGUCCUACAUUAAGGAAUUUGAGCUUCAUAGGGUUCGUGCUACUCCUUGAAAUCCUUGAAAAGUCCUUGAAUUAAAACCACG